AUGGCGCUGUCUCUAGCAACUAUUGGAUUUUUGCUCACUGCAAACCAAUGUUGGGGCUUUCAGCCAUUGCCUGCACUGCCCAAUCGCUACCACAAUCAAUACACAAAUAAACUAUACCCACACCAAAUCCAGCAAGUUCCUCCACCAUUAUUCUUUCACAAGAGUUCAUCGUCCUCGCAACUGUUGGCAGCCAAGCGGAGAUCCAAUGCUGGCAGCGGCAACAGUAAUAACAAUAAGAAAAAGAACAGCAAGGGCACUGCACCCACCAAGUCCAAGAGCAAAGAAGCCAACCCUCCAAAGAAAUCAUCUGCAGCUGCAUCCGAUACCAACAACAACAACAACAAUACCCAGGGCCGCCAACACCGAGCCCCACCAUGGCAAGUCUUGAGUAAAAAAGAUGCCAAAAAGAAUGUCGCUGUGGAAAAACGACGAAGAGAACGAAUCCAACAGGGUUUGCAACCGGAGGAAAAAGAACAACAACCACAACAAGUGGUUUCCAAGGCAUUUCUAAGCCAUGUCGAACGCAGUUUCUUAUCCUGGAAACGAUUCAAUCCGUCGUCGGCAUCCUCGGGGAUGAAGUUUGUGGCUUCUGUUCUAGACCGACAAUUGCCUCCUCGUAUUGGAGUGCCAGAAAUUGCCUUUCUCGGACGCUCCAACGUGGGGAAAAGCAGUCUGCUCAAUCGACUCUCGUCUUUUUCGAGAAAGCAAGCGGGGUUCAAUGAUGAAGCACGUGUCGGAAAGACCCCAGGCGCCACUGCCAGUGUCAAUCUAUACGCCUUUUACAACAAAAAGGAAAAACCCUUGUUGGGAUUUGUAGACCUUCCUGGAUUCGGAUAUGCAAAAUUAUCCAAGGAUAUUAAAGAAUCCGUACAACAAACAGCCGAACGGUACUUGGACACGCGCAGAGAACUCGUCUUGGGAAUAUUGUUGGUCGAUAUUCGUCGUGUGCCCACGGAAGAUGAUCGCAUCGUAUUGGCGGCACUCUACGAUAUGGGAGUUCCCAUUGUGGUGGUGGCCACCAAAGUCGACAAAAUUUCCUCCAACAGUCUCGAACGACAAUUACUCGAUAUUCGAAACGGGUUGGGAUUGCCAGAAGGACAACCAUUGUGUGUCAGUAGUGUCACCGGAGAAGGCACCAAGCAACUUUGGAAUGUCAUCAUGGAGGGGGCAGAGAUUGGAGUGGAAGAGUACCGAAACAAGUUCCACAGAGGGGAAGCAGAGGACGACCAACAACUGGACGCAACAUUUAAUGAUGAUGAGUCAGACGAAGUAGAGGAGGAGGAAUCAUAUUACAGCCAGGGUUAUGAUUGGGUACAAAGUGAAGCCUAUAGUCGGGACAGGAGGAUGGAAGAAGACGAUUACUAUGAGCAGGAAGACGACGACAAUUUUGACGACAACGGAAGCGAUGAAAACACAGUGCCAAUACAGAAAAUAUCCAUCAAGGAUUUGAGGCGAAAAGCCAGGAGAUUGGAGCGUGACAACAUGGUAUGA
This is a messenger RNA of Seminavis robusta, 1491 nucleotides long. The record is from the annotation of a GenBank genome assembly. NCBI's taxonomy places the organism in Eukaryota, Bacillariophyta, Bacillariophyceae, Naviculales, Naviculaceae.